This is a messenger RNA of Monopterus albus (swamp eel), 1946 nucleotides long. RefSeq names its product extracellular serine/threonine protein kinase FAM20C-like. NCBI's taxonomy places the organism in Eukaryota, Metazoa, Chordata, Actinopteri, Synbranchiformes, Synbranchidae. Gene Ontology annotation, biological process: protein phosphorylation; enamel mineralization. The transcript is spliced from 10 exons. Gene Ontology annotation, cellular component: Golgi apparatus. The coding region runs from base 2 to 1687 and encodes 561 amino acids. Gene Ontology annotation, molecular function: phosphotransferase activity, alcohol group as acceptor. The record is from RefSeq and is a predicted model, not a curated record.
CAUGGUAAGGCAGAACCUGGGCCGAUCCACUCGCGCCAUCUAUCUGACUGUGGCGUGUUUGUCCCUCGCUCUCCAUCUCCUUCUGGCAAUUUUUUGUCUCUCUGUCCUCCAGACAGCCUGCGUCCUUCCCACCUCCUCCUCUUCCUCCUCUGCAUUCAUACCAAGAACCGACACCCAGCACCGUCGGUCUGUGCUCCACUCCUCCUCUUCUUCAGAUGCCUCCUCCUCACAUAAACCUGCAGUGAGCCCCCAGAAUGAGGAGCACCACAAACUGGAUGCCAACACAUUACAGCAGAGGGGGAAACACUCACCAAGCGAGGCCCCUGAGGGGGAAAGGAAACUGAUCGGAGCUGGAAAAGUGAUUCCUGAGGGUCGUUCUAAGUUAGAGGCAUUGUUCAAACACCCGCUGUACAACCUGCCAUACCCAGAGCUGCAAGAAGAUGAUUGGCUGCUGAGGGUGAAGACAAAUGAAGAUGCAAAGGAUUCAGGAAGUGAGGAAGAGGAGAGGGAAGACACCAGUGACAGUCAGUGGCAGAGUUCCAGUCAGGAGGAAGGCUACGACAAACUCACCUGGACGAGCGACAUGGAGACCCAUCCUCCCUGGCUGCGGUUCCACCUGGGCAUCUCGCGCUGGGAGCUGUACAACAGGAAGGAUCCCAACCUGGCCCAGCUGACUCAGUACCUGGCAACACAGCGUAUCCUCGGGGCUGUUCAGAAGACAGGCGGCACCCAGCUCAAACUGCUCCUGUCGUUCCCAAACUAUGGACAAGCUCUGCUCAAACCCAUGAAACAGUCCCGAGAUGCAGAGACGGAUGUAAACCUCUUCUACUUCUCAGACUUUGAGAGACACAAUGCAGAGAUCGCUGCCUUUCACCUCGACAGGCUGCUGGGCUUCAACAGGAUUCCUCCAGUGGUCGGCCGACUCAUCAAUGUCACCGCAGAGAUCAGAGAGAUCACCACUGACCCCAGACUGUCUAGGACCUUCUUCACUUCCCCUGUGGGUAACGUCUGUUUCUAUGGCCAGUGUGAGUACUACUGUUCAACAGAGCACCCCGUGUGCGGUCAGCCACAUGCACUGGAGGUUUCCCUGGCUGCCAUGCUAACGGACCUCAGCCUCGCUCCCCGCAGGUCCUGGAGGUCGCCAUGGAGACGAUCCUACAGCCGCUCCAAGCUUGCACCGUGGGAGAAGGACCCGUCCUACUGCGACAAGGUGAAGCAGACGCCUCCGUACAGCCACGGCACCAGACUGGUGGAUCUCAUCGACAUGGCUGUGCUGGACUUCCUCAUGGGCAACAUGGACAGACAUCACUACGAGACGUUCGAGAAGUUUGGCAACGAGACUUUCCUGCUGCAUCUGGAUAACGGACGGGGGUUUGGGCGUCACACUCGGGAUGAGCCGUCCAUUCUAGCUGCUUUGCAACAGUGUUGCAGGAUCCGUCGCUCCACCCUCCUCCGCCUGCGCCUCUUGUCCCUCCCUGGCUUCCGUCUGAGUGACGGGAUGCGGGAGUCUCUGGCCCAGGAUCCUCUGGCAGCUGUGGCCCCCCUUCUCUCUGAACCACACCUGUCUGCUCUGGACCGGCGCCUCGCCACCAUCCUGAAGGUGGUGCAGGCCUGUCAGGAUCAGCACAACGACGUCAUUUACAAUGACCUGAUCAACAAACUGACUGAGGAAAAGGAAACUCAAUAAAUUAUACUUCCAUCUCAUGUAUGCAUAAUGUUUUGACACAGUAGAAGGAAGUGAGGCAUCCUAACAGGUGCCAAAAGAUUUGUGUGUAGGCUAUUCAAGUGUGAAUAUGAGCAUUUAACGUAAUAUCCAGUCCAGCCACCCUGCGGAGGAAGCUCAUUUCGGCCCCCUGUAUCCAGAAUCUUGCCAUUUCAGUCAUGACCCAAAGUUCAUGACCACAGGUGAGAGUCAGAACGUAGAUUGACCAGUAAAUCCAGAGCUU